AUGGAGGACGUCCUGACACCGCCGCAGCAGCAGCCGGAACUCGCUGGAGAGAAGCGUAAGAGGGAGGAGGGGUCGCUGGAUGCGUCCACCGAAGACGCUCCAUCAGCCCCCGCCUCCACCGGCAGUGCUGAGGAUGCGGCCGGCAGCGGAGUCGCCCGGCACCCGAUGUGGAAGACGAGCCUGUGCUCCUUCUUCCGCCGCCGCGGCGCCGGCGCCGAAGGGUGCAGCCACGGGGAGUCCUGCCGAUACGCGCACACCGAGGAGGAGCUCCGCCCGCGGCCCGACGGCACCUGGGACCCCACCUCCGACCGCGCCAAGAAGCUCCGCAAGGUCGCCGCGGAGGCCCAGGAGGAGGCCGAGGAGGAGGUCACGGUGGAUGAGCAGGCACUCGACAAGUGCCUCGUCGGGCUGCCAGGGGUGGAAAUCUCGUAUGCAACAGCAAAGAAGAAGAAGGGAAUGACAGUUGGUUUUGUGACUUUUCAGAGUGUUGAACAACUAACGAAUGCUGUUCAGGUCCUUAAGGAGAACCCUUCUGGUGGAAAGGAAAUAAAGAUAGUAGAUGCCAAUCGUAGGUCCCAUAAAAAAGCGCAUGUUGAAGCACCUGUAUCCAAUACUGGAACAGCAACAGAAAAUGGCAGUAGUCCUACUACUGCAGAGGAAACACCUGCGCUUGAAUCUGAUUCAUCAAGUAAAAGAAGUGCCCGUGAAGCAGUUACUCCCCUUGCCCAUAUGACUUACAUUGAUCAGCUAGAACACAAAAAACAAUCAAUGGCACAGAUACUGAAGAAACUUACUCGCAAUGCUAGGAAAGCUUGCCCACCUGCCAUUCCCCUUCCUGAUUGGGUUUUUAAAUCAAAGGAAAUCGGUGGUCUUCCUUGCAAGCUUGAAGGCAUUUUGGAGUCCCCAGUUGUUAAUGGAUACCGUAACAAGUGUGAGUUCUCUGUAGGAUAUUCCUUAGAGGGCAAAAAGACGGUAGGAUUUAUGCUCGGAAAUUUCAGGGAAGGUGUGACUGCUGUUGAGGAACCUGUCAACUGUCCAAAUGUCUCAGAAAUUUCCUGCAAAUAUGCUCAGAUGUUCCAAGAUUUUCUUCAAUCAUCAGGCUUCCCUUUGUGGAGCAGGAUUGACAACUCUGGGUUUUGGCGCCAACUCACAGUUCGUGAGGGAAGAUGUCCAGCUGAAGCUGUUGUUUCACAGAAUGCAGAAUCACAAAUAUCAGAAGUCAUGCUUAUUGUGCAGGUGUGUUCAACAGGUGUUGAUGAAGCUCUUAUGAAAGAAGAGUUUGACAAGCUGUCUGCUGCCCUGAUACAAGGAGCAGCAACAUGCUCACCUCCCUUGCCACUGACAACUAUUGUAGUGCAAGAUCAUAAAGGGAUAUCAAAUGCGGCACCUACUGAUUGCCCACUGAUCCCACUAUUGGUACCAAAGGGAGAUCAGUUGGAUGGCACAGCAGAAGAUAAAACAAGAAUCCAUGAUCACAUAAGCAACUUAAAGUUCUCUAUAUCACCAACAGCUUUUUUCCAGGUUAAUACUCUUGCUGCGGAAAGAUUGUAUACCCUUGCUGGUGAUUGGGCUAAUCUCAAAUCAGACACAUUACUUUUUGAUGUGUGUUGUGGGACUGGAACUAUUGGCCUGACCUUAGCACAUCGUGUUGGAAUGGUUGUUGGGAUUGAAAUGAAUGAAUCAGCAGUUUCAGAUGCUCACAGAAAUGCUCUUAUCAAUGGCAUAAAAAAUUGUCGCUUUGUCUGUAGUAAGGCUGAAGAUGUGAUGGGGCCCCUUCUCACAGAAUAUCUUGGUUCACCACAGCAGCAGGCUGCAGCUUCUGAAAGCAAUUCUGAAAUCGAUGAUAUAAACAAAAAUGAGGAUACGAUUGACUGCAAAAGUUAUGAUGGUCAAAAUAUAGAUAGUUCAAAGCAGAGAAAUGACAAUGGUGAAGGUCAGCAGCAUAUGGUCACGUCAGUUGAUCAUCCUACCUGUGCAAGCGACGAGGAGGUGGAUGGGGUGAACAAAGUAGUUGAUUGCAGUCAUGAUGAACACAAUGUGGCUUCUGGUGAACAGAAUUGUGAGAAAGCAUUGUUGAUCAAUGAUAAACCAAUUGAGACAUCAGAUAAUAGUUUGGAGCAAGGCAAGGCAUGCCAGGAUGGUUCUUCCAAUCCAAACGACAAUGUCCUUGCUGCUAAUGCAUGCCAGUUUAAGAAUGUUGUUGCUAUUGUAGACCCUCCACGUGUUGGUCUUCACCCUACUGUGAUCAAGGCAUUGAGGACGCAUCCACGUAUUCGACGUCUAGUGUACAUUUCCUGCAACCCUGAAAGUCUAGUCGCUAAUGCGAUUGAGCUUUGCACCCCAACAUCUGAGAAACAAGAGAAGAACAAAGGCAACCGAGGGUGGCGAUCUAUGAGCAGCGCCGGCCUUGCCCGGCAGAGGACGAAGUCGAUGCCCAACUCUGAACCUUUUAUCCCCAAGAGGGCAAUGGCUGUCGAUCUGUUCCCACACACGCUGCACUGCGAGAUGGUUAUGCUUUUUGAGAGGUGA
Molecule: messenger RNA, 2529 nt
Organism: Miscanthus lutarioriparius
Lineage: Eukaryota; Viridiplantae; Streptophyta; Magnoliopsida; Poales; Poaceae
Source: the annotation of a GenBank genome assembly